UACAAUAAUUAUGGUGACGGCAGUUUCUAAGAAAAUGAAUAGAAAUUCAUCCAUCAAAACAACAACGACGACAAUCAUUGCAAAGAAAACUCUUGAAUCAAUUAAUGGAAGUAUUUCAUCGGCAUCGGGAUUCAGACUUUUGAUUGAAGCGAAUGGAGGCUUAGGCAAUAUAACGUAUUCAGGUGGAGGCGGAAGUGUGGGCAUCGAAGAAAUUUGCGAGACAAUGUCGACUGUUAGCAAAAACUCAAUUUAUAAACAAAGGAUCGAUGCCAUGUUUGAUGAUUCGAGCAGGUCGAUAAUUAGUCAACGUUCUUUCCGUGACCGAAAGCGUGCAUCAUCUGUGAGUGGUUCGAUAAGUGGAAGCAACAGACAUUCAAGCGAUCGCUUACAAGCAAUCACCGAAAAUGAUUUUAACAACACGUCGCCUUCACAGUCAAUCAAAAACAGUGUGCAAGCUCAGAUCGAGAAAAUGUUUACAGAUAUAGCGAAAGACGAUCCAUCAAUCAGCAGUUGCUUUACAAUUAAAUAUUUAGGAGCAUUGCCUUUGACGGGGAAAGUGACAAGCUUGCUGGGACUUCAAGAUCCUUUACGCCAACUUUACUUAAGCGGAGCUGGACAUGGUAAUCAAAAUGCGGGCACAUUAGAUAUAAGCCCAAAAGGUUUGCGGGUUCGCUUAGCUAAUGGACGAGAGCCACAAGUAACACCAUUUCAAAAUAUAGCAGUAUGGUCAGCUGUGAAGUUUGUAGUCUCACAUUCAGAAGGUGGUGCUGCAUUUUUGCCACUGAUAACCGAUCCAGAAAAUAUUGACAAAGCAAUUCUCUUCAAGCCGCUCAAUGCUGCAGAUAAAAGACGAUUAUCAUCUGGAUUACAUUCUCCACUCUUUGCUGUUGUUAUGAAGUCGCCUAAUAUUGCAAAGCAAUUGGAAUGUCAUGGUUUCGUAUGUCAAUCACCUGAAGACGCCAUCGUUAUUGCUGCUACUUUAUAUCAAAAUUUAAUGGCUCACAUGGGAAGCAGUCAAAAUCAACGUACAAGAAAGCCGAAAAAUCGCAAUGGCAUUGGAUGUAUGAGUAUUGCAAGUAGUUCUGCAAUCACAAAUGCAGUACAUUCAUCAAAAUCUUCAUUACGUGGAAGUCGAAAUGGAAGCACAAGAAGCAAGCAAAGUUUGCCACCAGUCCCACCACCAUCAAGACCACCAAGGAAGAAGAGAAGUGCAUCAAAUUCCUUGAGUAGUGAAAGUGAUGUUAUCAGAAGUAUUGGCACUAAUAACAAUAUUCACCCUGAUUUUGAUACAUCAUCUGAUGAGAAUAAUAAGAAUAAGAAUUUAAAAGCGAAGAAACCGCUGCCACCAUUGCCUUUGAAUCCUCCAAAUAUAAAUCGAAGAGUGAGACGCGAUGGAACAUCAUCUGGUAAAUCAAAGUCAUCGACGGAACAAAAAUCAAACAAAGGUAAAAAUGAUGAUCCAUAUGGACUUAAAGAAGGCGGUGGAGAUAUUUUAACGAAAGUUGCCAUCCCUCGGUCAGGAAGUUUCUUGAACACAACGGGACAUGGCAGAUACAAAUCUCGAGGAACGAGACGUAAUUUGACUGGAAAGUCAGUCAACGGUGGAGCUUUCACAGGCGGUGGGGGUUCGCCAUUAGGUUUCAGCGAACUUUUUAAUGAGUUUCGACUUCAAGAAAAUCUUCAUUCACUUGAUGAUAUUUUAAAUGCCAUAAUAAAUUCAGAUGGAAUGUCAUUUAACGAUCUAAAGCCAAUUUACAAGGAAUUCUUAUUGAAACUGGCGGUUACAUUAACAAAAGAUGAACUCUAUCAACGAUCGAAAAGUAUUAUGCGUCGGCAGAAGAAGAAGAAGUUAAAGCGUAAGAACAGCAGUGCAACAACUCAUCCGGCUAAGAUGAUCAUCGGAGCGUUUGGUUUAAAGAAUAUGUUUCGAUUGGGGAAGUUCAAAAGUAAGAAAUCUCUCACAUCAUCUCAAGUGAAGCUUAACGAUCCAAAGCGAAAUUCUGAAUAUGAAUUGAAGUCGAAAAAGAAGCGAAGAGAUCGAUCAAGAAUUGGAACGAGUGGGUCGGAAGUAUCAGUUCAUCGUACUGAAACAGCUAUGAAUGGACAUAAUCGUAAUAGUUCAAGCGGAUAUGUUUCAUGUUCAGAAUGUAGUUACGAUUCCGAUAAUUGUACAUGCAACUCAGCCGAUCGUUGUUACUGUAGUUUGGGCGGAGAUGACAUCAAUGCUAAGCUUAACAGAGAAGCUGAAGAGCAACGAGCAUCCCCAGUGCCGUCAUGUCAUUCCGACGACAAGUGUUAUUGUUCAAUGGGUGAAACACUUGAUGGUUCUACAACUUGGUGCGACUCCGAUAGUUGUGCAACUGCAAGUAAAUGUUACUGCAAUCCAGAUGAGAAGAAAUCUCAAAAGAAAAGUAAGAAUAAAGAUGGAACAAUGAAGAAAGGUAAAUCGAAUAGACCACGUAACAAAGAUAAUUUCGCGUUGGACUAUGAGUUGUUCACAGUCGGUAGUAGCAGCAAGCAUGUUAAACCGACAGAAGCAUUGAGUGUUAAAAAAAGUGUUGAAAUGGCUGCAGUGUUCGCUGACGUCAAGUUGAGUCAAACAACCGACAUCAAAAAUUUGAAGCCGGCUAAAGAUAAAAAUCAGAAGUCGCACAAGCCAAAGCACAAUCAUAAGAAACAACAAGAUGAUGUGGUGUCAAUCAAGAACAAUAAAAAUGUGCUCAGGAUGAAGUCUGAAGACAAUUACAAGACGAGUGAAGUGAUUCUUAGAAAAGAUAUUGAAGUGACUUCAAAGCGUGUCACGAGAACUGAAGGUUAUUACCAAGCAGUGGCACCACGCCCCGUUAGCGCAUCUUUAGAAGACUCACUUGGAUAUCUCCCUUAA
Molecule: messenger RNA, 2884 nt
Organism: Clunio marinus
Lineage: Eukaryota; Metazoa; Arthropoda; Insecta; Diptera; Chironomidae
Source: the annotation of a GenBank genome assembly